Messenger RNA from Arabidopsis thaliana (thale cress), 814 nucleotides. RefSeq lists its product as uncharacterized. The record is from RefSeq and is marked reviewed. The transcript is spliced from 3 exons. Bases 227 to 418 code for a protein of 63 amino acids. NCBI's taxonomy places the organism in Eukaryota, Viridiplantae, Streptophyta, Magnoliopsida, Brassicales, Brassicaceae.
AGCACCGGACCACACAAUCUUCCCCCAAAUCUCGCCUCCAUCGCCUCUCUCCACGGAAAUCUCAGCACACCAAUCAUGGGACUUAUCUCUCUUUACUUUCAAUAUUUUCUCACUUUCUAAUCCUAUCCUUCUAAUUUUAUUUAGAUGUCAAUCAUUGUGAAUAGGAUUAUGAGCCUGCUUAGUUGCAUUGGACUCCAAUUGGGUGAAUUGGCUAAGAAAUUUCGACAUGGUGCAUUCAUAUAAUUCGACUGCAACCUCUAUAAAGCUGGAAAACAUGAAUGAACAUACGCCUCUGUGGAUUGCACAGAUCUCUAUCUGCUUCUUUUUGGAUGAACGGAGGGAGAAAGACCUAGGCAUACUCAGUGAUCCCAUGAAUUUUGUGCUCCUAGGUACAUCAUUUGGGGCUCGUACAGUGUAGUUGUGAAUCUCACUAAGAUGCCAACGAGACCUUCCAAGAAAUCAGUUGCAUACCUGCUUGUUCGUGCUCCACUUCUUUGAAUCAGAUGGAUUGCAUGCAGAAUUUCAGACACUAUGCUCUCGUUGACCAGUGCUAAAUUAAGAGUCAGAUUCUGAUGAGGAAGUUUAGCAAGUAACUUGGCUGAAACAGCAUGCUUUUCUGUUAUUUGAUUUGCUUCUACUGGGCACUGGAUAAGAUUCUCUGGCUGACCUCUAGUUUUACAUAGUCUCUCUGAUAGCGUGUGACCGAUGUAGGGGGUAAGGGCUAUUAGAAGUUUUAAUGCUCCAACCCCUAAUUCGUCAUGAGGAUUGUUGAUGAGUUCUAUCAUGGCAAAGCUUGCGUCGGUUUCUUUGAUCA